UUGUAAUAAUAACUUUAGAGCGGAUUUAUAGAGCGCCUUUCAUUGAACAGAUCUGAGGACGUUGAUUGGCUGAAAUGUGCUGCCAUAUUUUUCGGGUACCAACGGUCAGCGAUUGGUUGGCUGCUGCUGCGCUGGGGUGCUUAAUUCCCAGACGAGAGGGUAAUGAUUCUAAUGAUUUGAAACAUAUAACGGUUUAGAUUUUAUAUAUUAAACAGUAUUGUACUUAUUAUAAAUAUAAAACCUUCCAUCCUAGCACCUCUAUUGACCAGUCGCCACUGCUAUAUAUUAACAAAUAAAACAUAGGCUUAACAACUGUUAAUAAUAAUGAUAAGCUGUAUGAUCUAUUUAAAUAUGCCAACUUACCGCCAGUUGAUAACACUUUAGCAGUCCAAGCCAUCUUUUUCCCAUUUUGGGGCCACCAGACAAGAUAUUCCUUUUCCAAUUCAGGAUCGUAUUCCCCCUCAAUUAAAUUUAACCGGCCAACUUCUAUGGUAUCAUUGCUGAAUUCAUACAGCCCGUACAUUUUUGGUUCAAAAGUAGCUCUAAGUAGUGGCAACAAAGUGAUUACAAACCGGAGAUUGCAGUUGGCACUGCGGAGGUCUGUAUCCUAGCAACGCUAGAGAAGCGGGAAGCGCGAGGCGAAAGUUGGGCACGAGCACGUCACCACUCACCAGCUACCCUCAGCGGCAGAAUAAUCCGUGCCUGGAAAAAGUUCUUUAGUUUUGAUUCUCAUUCACAAAAAGAGAGAAAACCUGAGAAUGUACAAAAGAUAUUUGUCAGAUUUAGAUAUAGAUAUUCCCAGGACUACAAAACGGUACCGGAGGACCCGUAUGGCACAACUUGUGACAGGUAAGGACGGGUUUUCUCUUCAUAUUGGACGAACGGGAUGAACUGCCAAUAUAAGACGUAUUUCAUUUGGUGGUUUUUGUCUCACAUUACUGUAUUCAACUAAUUAUAGCAGACUAUACUACAACAUUUUGAAACGUUUUUUAGAUGUAUAGAUUCACUUCGUGUAUACUGCUAUUAUUCCUAUUUUGAUAGCAGUAGGGCAAUAUGUAAAUUAUGUUAUAUAACAUAUAAAAUCAAUAUGACUCUAAAAAAGCUGAGACAUACAUAAACCAAACCUAGCUUUUUGCUGAGAUGCCAAAUUAAAAUGCCCACAAUCAAUGUGUGUAUAAAUGUCUGUGUAACAGCUGUGUGAUUUUAUCAAUUUACAGACUCUGACUCAUCCAGUGAUGAAGCCUCAAAUAGAUUAAUUAAAAUCAUAUUAUCAGGAUAGUUAUUGUGUAGCCUUUUGCUUUAUCUCAGGCUGAUCACCAUUCUGGCGGGACAUCAGAUGACAGAGGGGAGGAUCCACAUCAUGAAAUGAGUGACGAUGAAGUAGAGAUGGCUGCAGACGACGAAGGAACAGAUCAACAACAUGAAAUGCCUUUUGCUGUCUCUCAGGCUGACCACCUGUCUGGAGGGUCAUCAGAGGACGGAGGGGAAGAUCCAAACCAUGAAAUGAACUCUGACCGAGGCACAAACACUUCAGAUGAAAGUGCAGGCGAAGAUGUAAUGAAUGAAGAUAGAGCUAACUCAGUUCCAUCUGGUGACGACACUCCCGAAGAUCCAAUGGAGCAUGUAUUUGACCCUACCUUCAAUGGUGAGAAGAAGAUCUAUGCUGGUUCUUCAGUUACCAUGGCAGCUCUCCUUCUUCUUCUCAUGGCUUUUAUCCUGAAGCAUGGCCUGUCAAAAGCAGCGACCAAACACCUCCUCGAGCUCCUAAACUUUGUGGUGCCCGGAUGUGUGCCAAAGUCAGUGUGGUAUUUAGAGAAAUACUUUCUUGAUUAUAAUGACAAAACAGAAAUUCAUUUUUACUGUCCCAGAUGUGCAAACUACCUCGGUGUUGAACCAGGUAAUGAGUGUGGGGUGUGCCAGCAGAGCUUGAACAGAAAGGGUCUACUUGAGAAGGCAUACUAUUUCCUUGUAAUGCCACUUAAAGUGCAACUGAGAAAUAUCCUUGCCAAUGUCCAAUCAAAGCUAGGCAAGCAUUUCACAAGAGAUGCCUCCAUUUCUGAUAUCAACACUGGAAGUGAAUACAGACGCGAGGCUCAGGAAGUCAACACUGACAGUAUUACACUAACCUUCAAUUGUGAUGGCGCCCCUGUGUUCAAUUCAUCAAAAACUUCAAUUUGGCCCAUCUUGUGUACUAUCAAUGAAUUACCAUUUGUGGAUAGAUGUAAAAAUUGUAUUGCAUACAUUAUGGUUUGGCAAAGGGAAACCCAAGGUUCAAAGUUACUUCACCCCAUUCAUCCAUGAACUUCAAAAACUGAGGGACACAGGAUUCUAUUGGAAAGAUGAUAAUGGAUUAGAACAUCACACCAGAGUAACAGCUAAAAUAUGUAUUUGUGAUGCAGUAGCAAGGGCAAUGGUGCAGAACUUUAAACAGUUCAAUGGAGAAUUUGGAUGUGGUUUUUGCUACCACAAAGGGGAGGUGGUACCAAAAGGCAGAGGUUUUACUAGAGUCUAUCCUGUACAGAUAGUUGGAUGUGAACUGAGACAAAUGGCUGAAACUGUACAACUUGCCGAGUUAGUGAUGGAAAACGGUGAUGACAAAGCUCAAAGGGGUGUUAAAGGACCAAGUCCACUGAUCCUGUUGCCAUCAUUUGACCUUAUCAAAGGCUUUAUACCAGACUACAUGCAUUGUUUUUGUCUUGGUGUAGUGCGUCAAUUUGUUAAUCUUUGGUUUGACCCUCAUUAUGCCAACAAGAACUUUCACUUGACUCCUCUUCAGUUAGAUGACCUGGACAAAGCUUUGUGUAAGAUUCAGCCACCAAAUGAAAUUAGAAGAAAUCCUAGGCGCUUAAGUGAGAGGAUAUAUUGGAAAGCUUCUGAGUGGAGGGCAUUUGCUCUUCUCUAUUCCCCUGUAAUAUUAAGGACUGUUUUGCCAGGACUUUACUACAAACAUUGGAUGCUUCUUGCAUGUGCGGUUCACAUCCUCCUAUCCCAGUUUGCCACUCAUGAUGAGCUCAAUUGUGCAGAGUUAUGUUUAGUUCAAUUUGUAGCAAAAGUACCAGAUCUUUAUGGACCUGAACAUUGUUCAUAUAACUGCCAUAUGUUGACACAUCUUACCCAGAGUGCCAGGGACUGGGGUCUUUUAUGGGCCAAUUCAGCAUUUGUGUUUGAAGACAUGAAUGGAAAACUCUUGCAGUUGUACUCUGGCACGCAAUCAGUUUCUUCACAGAUUUUUAAGAAUUUCUUUUCAUAUCAGAAAGUUGUAAGAAAAGGAAAUGCUUUACUCCAGGAUUCAAGCAGAGAAAUGCAAGAUUUUUUCUUUUCCCUGACCAGUAGUAACAUUGUUACGAAGUCAGCAAACUGCAUAAGAGAACAUUUAGUCACUUUAGGAUGUGGCUCUCACAGACUGUUAAAUGUGAGGGAGAUUGCUGCACUGCAAAACAGUACACCCACAAGGUACCAACAUCUUAAUAGUGUAACUGAAUACAAGCGUUGUGUGUAUAAAAACAUUUUAGUCACCACCAGAGACUACAGUAUGCAUUUCAAAAGAAAUAAUUCAGUGAUAGAAACCUCAAAUUGCUUUGGUAUGGUAGAGUCCUUGGUUGUUGUACCAAAACCCUGCAACUGUGAAAGAGAUGCAAACUGUUGUUGCAGAGAACUUCUUGUUUUCUACAAGCCAUUGCAGCAGGAGCACAUACAGCCAGCUAUCUAUGAUGCAGAGAUCCAUACAAACAUUGCAAAAUUUCUUGUAAAAGUAAAGAUCUCCAAUGAAUUGUGUGUAUUGACAUGUGAGGACAUAGUAGCUAAAUGUAUUGCAAUUGAACAUGGGGGUAAGCUAUAUGUGAUGAAAAUGCCUGUGUUUGAGACAAGUUAAAUGUUGAGGGCUAGCACAAACUGUUGAGACUCAAUUUGUCUGCACAUAAUAUGAUGAUUUAAAUGUGUUUUUCUUUAUGCUAUUAUUGUUUUUUUAUAACUCACUGUUUGAUCAUUAACUGUAUUUUGUAAUGCAUGUGUGUUUGUGUCUGUGACUGGGUAAAUCUGCAUGGAUAUUUCUAAAUAUGUGAGUAAAACGCCACAUUG
Messenger RNA from Trematomus bernacchii (emerald rockcod), 4077 nucleotides. RefSeq lists its product as uncharacterized. The record is from RefSeq and is a predicted model, not a curated record. NCBI's taxonomy places the organism in Eukaryota, Metazoa, Chordata, Actinopteri, Perciformes, Nototheniidae. The coding region runs from base 1366 to 2301 and encodes 311 amino acids. The transcript is spliced from 6 exons.